AUGGGGGAAGGCAAAGACUGGGCAGCCUUACAAUGUGAAAAAAUUAUUUUGGGAAAGGAGUUUUGGCAGAAAGCAACAGAGCUUUGCAAAGUUCAUGAGCCCCUAGUCAGAGUAUUGAGGUUGGUUGAUGGGGAUGAGAAGCCAACAAUGAGUUUUAUAUAUGAAGCUAUAGAUAGAGCAAAGUUGGCAAUUAAAAGAGAUUGUCGCUACUACACCGAGUAUUGGAAAAUUAUUGAAACUCGAUGGUCUUUUCAAUUGCAUCAAGAUUUGCAUGCGGCUAGAUAUUUUUUAAAUCCUCAAUUCCAAUAUGGUGUUAUCUCAUCCAAUGAAAUGAUAAGAGAAGUGAUGGAUGGACUUAAAAAAGUAAUUACCAGACUGGAGCCUAAUAUGGAUGCUCAAGUGAAAGCAACAAAUCAAUUGUUGCUGUUUCGAGAUAAACAGGAAACUUUUGGUACUCCUUUAGUACAAAGAGCAUGGAAACAAUCAAAUCCAGUUGAGUGGUGGAUUAUUCAUGGCAGUUGUGCUCCUGAACUUCAAAAAAUAGCUGUGAAAUCUCAACCAUACGAAGACGAGGAAUAG
This is a messenger RNA of Camellia sinensis, 579 nucleotides long. The record is from RefSeq and is a predicted model, not a curated record. Lineage: Eukaryota; Viridiplantae; Streptophyta; Magnoliopsida; Ericales; Theaceae.